This is a messenger RNA of Diospyros lotus (date-plum), 2525 nucleotides long. Its product is annotated as sugar transporter ERD6-like 5. Lineage: Eukaryota; Viridiplantae; Streptophyta; Magnoliopsida; Ericales; Ebenaceae. Gene Ontology annotation, molecular function: sugar transmembrane transporter activity. The transcript has 18 exons. The coding region runs from base 1050 to 2222 and encodes 390 amino acids. The record is from RefSeq and is a predicted model, not a curated record. Gene Ontology annotation, biological process: carbohydrate transport; transmembrane transport. Gene Ontology annotation, cellular component: membrane.
UUCCUCUUCUUCUGCCACGGCCGCGGUUAUUCUCAGCACUUUGGUUGCAGUUUCCGGUUCUUUUGUUUUUGGGUCUGCUGUUGGAUAUUCAUCGCCUGCUCAGACAGGGAUCAUGGAUGAACUUGGCCUCUCUUUGGCAGAGCUGAAAGGAAUAAGAUUUUGGAGAGAAGCAGAGCAGAUAAAGGUAUUUACAUGCAACAAGUUGGCUAUGUUCUACAGGAUGCAUUUUCUCGAAGAUGAGAAGCUGUUUACAUAAAAAUGUAAAAAGGUACUUACAUUAUAAUUGUGUUUUAUCUCUAAAAAGGUAUUUACAUGAAAAUUUUCCUGUUCCCUGAUGCAUCUUGUGAUGAUGCAUAGAAAAUGUAGCAGAUGCCCAGAUAAUGCCUACAACGAAACAAGGGAAAGUUGAUCUAUACUUAAAUAUUUCAGUGGCCUGGGAAAAACUAAUGCAACUACUGGACUUAGUGAGCCUUAACUCUUUCUUUGCCAUUUUAUUUGUGUUUAUUAGCCCAAAAGGUCAAUUAACAGGAUCGGGUCUCUUUCCAAUUAGUAAGGACCACCAAUGCAAUGAGGCGUGGAGACUUCUUUGUUGACAACUUAGCAGUUAAACUAGGAAUAUGGUUGAAAUUUAGGGCUCUAAACCCAUGCUGGGCAAUUUUAUUUGAAGUAAGUGAAAGAUAUGGUUCAAAGUUCAAACGUGAAUGGAGAGAUGCUGGAAACAAUUAUUUUUGCGCCUAGCUUGUAUUGAAUGAAAAGAUAGAAUCAAAUAGUAUUCACUGUGUAUGUUGCCGUAUCUUAUUUUUAAUGCGUUUAUUGAGUCAAUGUAAAAAUAUGGGCAUUUUACUGGCGGUAAAGUUCAAUUACUUUUGAAAUGCUGUACAGCUGAUCAGUCUGAUUGAGUGGUUUAAGUGAAAUAGAAUUCAUAGAAUGGAUUUUUCUGGUUCCCUUUUCGUGUUUUAAUUUCUUUAUUUGAUUUAAUUUUUUCUUACUUUUUGCUGGCUGCAAAAUUGUAGUAUUCAGUUUUUGGAUCAAUAUCAACUGUUGGAGCAAUGCUGGGUGCAGUAGCAAGUGGCAAGAUAACAGAUUUCUUCGGCCGGAGGGGUACAAUGGGAUUCUCACAGAUAUUCUGCCUCAUUGGGUGGCUGGCAAUAGCAUUAUCACAGGGUGCUUGGAGCCUUGAUCUUGGAAGGCUUUCGCUCGGAUGUGGAGUUGGACUUCUUUCAUAUGUGGUACCUGUAUAUAUAGCAGAAAUAACCCCAAAGAAUCUUCGAGGAGGCUUCACGGCAGUUAAUCAGCUGAUGAUAUGUUGUGGUGUCUCAAUAAUGUAUGUCAUCGGGGUUUUUAUCAACUGGCGCAUCUUGGCUGCACUUGGAACUAUUCCUUGUUUGAUACAGCUUCUGGGUAUAUUCUUCAUUCCGGAGUCUCCUCGGUGGUUGGCAAAGAAUGAUCGAUGGUUAGAUUGUGAAAGGGCGUUGCAGCGCCUCAGGGGCAAGAAUGCAAAUAUUUCUGAAGAAGCUACAGAAAUUAGAGAUUAUACAGAGACCCUUCGAGAGUUGGCCAAAGCUAGGCUGCUUGACUUGUUCCAGUUGAAAUAUGCUCACUCCCUCAUUGUUGGAGUUGGGCUGAUGGUAUUGCAACAAUUUGGAGGGGUCAAUGGGAUUGCAUACUAUGCAAGUGCUAUAUUUGUAUCAGCUGGUUUUUCAAGCAGAAUCGGGACUAUAGCGAUGGUUAUUGUUCAGGUUCCUAUGACAAUGCUGGGCGUGUUAUUAAUGGAUAAAUCUGGACGCAAACCGCUCUUAAUGAUUUCUGCAGCGGGAACAUGCUUGGGUUGCUUUCUUGCCGGCUUAUCAUUCUUGUUGCAGGACUUACAAGUUGGGAAGGAUUUCAGUCCCAUCUUGGCACUUGUUGGCGUACUGGUGUUUACAGGAUCUUUCUCGUUAGGAGUGGGGGCAAUUCCGUGGGUUAUAAUGUCAGAGAUAUUUCCCAUAAAUGUGAAAGGCAUGGCUGGAAGCCUUGUGACAGUGGUCAACUGGCUUGGCUCUUGGAUCAUUUCGUAUUCCUUCAACUUCUUGAUGGACUGGAGCUCCGAGGGAACGUUUUUCAUCUUCUCGAGCGUCUCUGGUUUGACUGUCCUGUUUGUUGCCAAGCUGGUUCCAGAGACCAAAGGGCGGACUCUAGAAGAAAUACAAGCUUCAAUGAAUCCGUUUACAGCAACAAAAUAAGCUAGCUUGGUAUGGUUUAUAGAUUGCUAUUGCCAUGUUUCUUCUUUCUCGUCAUGGAUUUGUCAUUUGUGGGUCACUUCAAUUUAAAUUCAAGGCUUCAUGUCAUCACAGCGCACUUGAAAGGCACUCGAAAGUGUGGCUACUAGCCUACAACUGCAAUUGUCUGAAAUAAUUUGAAGUAGAAGAUUGACACUUAUCAAUGCAUGGAGCUGGGAUAUACAGCAUUUGAUGAUUAUGAGACUAGAACAACACUCACAUUUAUUAAGCUAGCUGCAAUAAAAGAAGAGAUUCGGCUUCAGCUUA